Molecule: messenger RNA, 5469 nt
Organism: Pseudopodoces humilis (Tibetan ground-tit)
Lineage: Eukaryota; Metazoa; Chordata; Aves; Passeriformes; Paridae
Gene: CCDC102B
Product: coiled-coil domain containing 102B
Source: RefSeq, a predicted model, not a curated record
AAAAGGAUGCAGGAAAUUCUGUUGUUUACACAUGUGUCUGUUACACUGAGAAGCAAGAGAAGCCCAGCAAACUGAGAGGGAGUGAAAUUAAGUGAUGAAUCAAAACAUGAAUUUAGACUCCACUCAGAAACAAAUGGAAGAGAUAGAGGUUUUUGGGACCCAACCAACAGAACCUGAUAAAUUAGAUAGAUGUUGGCAACCAGGUGACCAUCUCUGUCAUUCAAAUAUUCCAUCUCAAAGUUUCUAUCCAAAUUCACUUCAUUAUGCACAUAUGCAUGCAAGUUACAGCAGUGAUUGGGAAAUUUUUGAAGCAGUAAAAAUUCAGGAACUGGAGGAAGUCAAAGCCAGAGCUGCCCAAAUGGAGAAGACCAUGCGCUGGUGGUCAGAUUGCACCGCCAACUGGAGGGAGAAAUGGAGCAAAGUUAGAGGAGAAAGAAAUAAAGCACGAGAGGAAGCAAGACAAUUGAGAAUCAAAUUAGACAGUAUGAUAAAAGAGCUAAGUGUGCUUAAGAAAAUAAAUCAGGACUUAGUAACUGAGAAAGAAAAUGGAACUGCUUGGAAAACGGAAUGCCAUUGCUCAGAAAUAUCCUGUAUUAAAAAGGACCAAAACCUGUUAAUGUUUCUGGAACCAGAACCUACAAAAGACCUAAACAAAAUCAUCAAAAUUCCUGGGGCAGAAGACACAAAGAAGGAUGUAAAGAAAGACCAAAACAAUGACAAUAAAAAAUUCAGUCCAAAGCCUCCUGAUUUCUUCCCCAGUGGACUUCCCAGCAUCUAUUUGGAGGAGUCUAAAAUAAGUUUGGACACUACAGCUAAGACAAGAGAGAAUGAUUUAAUACAUGUAUCAGUCUUAAAUUUGCAUUUGGCUGAGAUGAGAAAAAUCUUACAGAAGGAAAGAGAAAUGAAUGUAUUUCUGGAGAGAGAAAUGGAAAAGAUGGAAAAUGAAUUAUUUCUUUGGAAAUGGAAAUAUGAAGAACUGAGACAAAUCAAGCUGGAAAGUCUGAAACAGGGUAAAGAGGUGGAAGAAAGUGAACACGGGAUUUGGGACCAGACAAAGUUCCUUGUUUGUUGUUGGAGAUUCUACCACGACAGUGAGUGAAGAUAUGGGAGAUCACCAAAAAGCCCUGCAGCAACAAGGCUAACAGCAAAGAGGAGAAGCAAACAUUGUUCAUAAAAACACACUAGAAAAUUUCAUUGAAGGUCAUGUCAGAUAGACACAGGAAUACUGUAUGCAUUGUUUCUGUGUAUUCCUGAUUUUUAUAAGAACCAAGGAAAAUAUGUUAGAGUCAGGGUGCACCUAUUUAGAAGUUAUGUUGGCUAUUGUCAUUCCUUUCCAGUUGUUCUAAAUGUUCUCUUCUAAAGCAAAAGGUGGACUUUAAUUAAAUUGUCCCAUAUUUUACCUUGGGAAAAAGGACUUUAGAAUGUGCAUGGUAUAUGACUGAGGUUCACACUCUGCCCUGGGAAAGUAUUGAAUCUGAAAUGGAAGUCAGUGGUUUGUUUCUUGUUUUGCUGGUGUGUUUUAUUUUCAGUAAAGUUCAGUAAAAGCGGUGAAAAAAAUAUCUGUAUCACAGGACCCCCUGUUCUACCAGGGUGACAGGUGUAUUACAUUUUCUUUCAUUAAAAAAAAAAAAAGAUGAAGAAUUUUUUUUUAAAAAAAAACCAAAUAGUAUCACAUACACAUUUAGAUCAAAGAAAUAUCCUUUCCUUAUGUGCUUCUUAUACUCAUCAUAUAAUUAAAAUAAUGUAUCUCACAUUUACCUUAUUGUCUACAUAUCAAAUUUUUAUUUAAAUUUUACUUUACUAAUUGUCUAGGUAAAAAAUUGCAAAUGUCAUGUCGGAAAUAAAUAUGUUAAGAUAAACUGGAAAAGGAGAUUUUGAGAACUUUAGAAAAUUCACGACUUAUAAAAAUGUCAGUAACUUUCAGCCAUCAAGUGAGAUAUAAAUUAUAAUUUUGUUUGCCAUGUGCAAUUGAUAAUGAGUAUGUGCAGAUUCUGUUUCAAAAGGAUUGCUGUAAUUGCUCAGCAAUGUUUGUUUCAUUCCUUAUAACCCUAUAAAUUGAACACUUACCUGAGGGCUCCAGUUGUAUUUAAAUCUAUGUCCUUUCUAAGACAGAAUUGUGAGAUCUCUUGAUUUCUUUUGCAACCUAGGACCAUAAAAAAAGUGAAAAGUAUAAAAGAUUAUUGAUUACAUUGGAAUCACAUUUUUCCCAGGAAUUGUCUGAGCUGAAGACACUUGGAAGCUGGGAACAAAAUGUUCUUCUGACCCUCUCUGAGCUUUGGGCUGCUGCUGGACAUGGGGUGCUAGAGCAGAAGUAUCUGUGCUUUGCCUACCUUUAUACAUUCUUAACCCUCUUUCGUGUUUGUAAUGUUGAACUAAUCCCAGACAUUACCCCUCAGGACACACUAAGGGAUUUACAGUGAGGGAAUUUUGUCUUUGUUGCCAAUAGAUGAUUCACAAAUUCAUCAACAAGGUACAGAGAUACUGUGAGAGAAUUUAUUUUUAAAUGGAGUUUCAACAUGUAAAACUUAUAAUAAUUGACAAUAAGAAUCAUAAUUCUUUUCUCCGUAAUUCAAACUUCUUCCCUUUAUUAGCUCACUGGUUCAAGGUUUUGUAUUAGACAAAAGAUCUCUGGUCUUGUUCCAUGUGUAAUGACACACUGACUUUGUCUAAAACUCUGCUUUUCUUAUGCCAGCGUCUUCAAGACGCCACAGUGUGUGAAAUGGCUGCAUUGAAAAUGUUGAUGUGCACAAUAGAAAUGGAAAGUGCAUAAUCAUUGAUUUUCAAGUGCUGUAACAGCCAAAUGUACUUCUAUGGUUACACUGAAGCACUUGAAAAUUUGGCAACACAACAGCUUACUGAUAAAAGCUUGUAUCAUUCAGAUAAGCUUUAGAGAUAAAAUCUUUCUCCUUUUUUUCCCUCUGACAAGCCAAAAUGGUUGCAAAUAUAGUUCUUUUAGAGAUAAAGCAUGGUUUCAGCACUGGCCAAAAUACCUAUAAGAUCCAGAGUAUCUUUUCAGACCACACUAAUAACUGUGGCUAAAAAUCAAGUCAAAUGAUAUUAAGAAUUACUGGGGAAAUUGGGAUUCUGUCUUUCUUGUCUCUAUUUCCAAAUCUGUAGGAAAAACAAAUAACAUUUAAUUGGUGCUGGAGAACAUUUCUGUGCUAACUGCUUGGUAGUGUAACAUGGAUACUGAGGGAAAUCAAAUCAGAAGCUAGUUUCUGCUGCUCUAACUCUACUACAAACCGUUUCACAUGUGACCACUGUAUUAUACUACCUAGCAGGUGGGAUGCACCUGGCUGGUCUAAAAGUCAUGGUGACAAUAAAAUGUCAUGAUGCUAGUUUUAAAAUUUAUAUUUCAGAAUGUCAGUACAGUAUCCUUUCUCAUGAGGAAAUUUUAGUUUCUUUUGGGGUAGUUAAUACCGACAUUUUUCCCACACAUAUCUUUCUGAUCACUUAUUGAUCAUAUUUUACCUUCAGGCACCUUCUGAACAGCAAUUUUAAAGUUUUCUUUCUUGCCUCUUAUAGAUCACACAUAAUGCCUUAAAUUUUCAUAAUUUCUCCCUUUUCCCUGAGACAGAGAAAACUCAGCUACUUCCAUUAUCUAAAUAAAAUAUUUAUUUCAUCUUUACAUACACAGAGAACUUCAGAGGCCUCUCUGAAGAAGUAAGCCCAUAAAUUAGUCACUUGAAAAUGAGUCAAAAUAAGAUGAUGCAUCAUUACCCUGGCUGCAGUUGAGAAUGUUUGAGAAUGCUAAUUUACAACCUUUGCAUAAUAAUACUGGAAUGUUUCCUGAUCUUAAAUAUUCACCUAUGAUAUUUGCUAUAUGCCAAGGUUUCCACUUAUUCCUCUUCACAAUUUAUAUGUGGGAAGUGAAGAUACGCAGAUUUGUGCAGAAAUGAUUUUCUCAAAGUCACCAAGCGUAACUAUGGGAAAGCCAAGAAAAUGAACCUUAAAUCUGGUUGCAAACAAUUGAGCUGGAUUUCUUUAUCUUUUGAGGUGAGUGGUACCUAAAACAGUGGUUUGCCACUAGAAAAAAUAGUCUUUCCUAUUUUCCUUUUUAAGAUAAUAAAUAGCAUGAACCUUUUAUGUGGAUCAAUUUUACAAACUGGUUGUAAACACAAUGAUAGAAAGACAUGAAAAUAAUUUUCACAAUGCUCAAUUAAACCUUGUUUAAUACUAUAAAUGUGCAUUAUUUAAUAUUGUUACGUGUGCAGAAGGAUAGGAAAGAAUGAUUUACAUGGUGUUUUGGUCCUGUCCUAGUUGACAUGGAAACAGUGGGGAGUGCUGUGUUUGGAAUAAAAUAAACUAAAAUAGCUCAACUGGAAGAGACCUACAAUGACCAUCUACUCCAACUGCCUGACCACUUCAGAGCUGACCAAAAGCUAAAGCAUGUCAUCAAGGGUAUUUUCUAAAUGCUUCUUAAACACUGACAGUCUCAAGGCAUUGAUCACCUCUCUAGGAAGUCUGUUCCAGUGUUUCACCACACUGCCAGUUUAAGAAAUGCUUCCCAAUAUCCAGUCUAAACCUCCCUUGGCACAGCUUUGAAUCACUGUUAUGCAUGCUGUCACAGAACACUGGGAAGAAGGGUUCAGCACUUUCCUCUCCACUUUUCCUCCUCAGGAAGCUGCAGAGAACAAUGAGGCUGCCCCUCAACCUCUUUUUCUCCAAACUAGACAAACCUCAAAUCCCUAGUUGCUCCUCCAAGGACAUUCCCUCCAGCCUUUUCACCUGUUUUUUCAUCCUUCUCUGGAUUCAUUCAAGGACGUUUAUAUGAACAGAGGAGGACAAUCUCUUCAUUUGACUGGCUGAUUACACUGUUUCAGGCAUCCCAGGAUGGGAUUUGGCCUCAGGACUUCCAGGGCACUCUGCUGACUCACACUGAGCCUGCUGCAGACCAGCACCUCCAGCUUCCUUUCUUCAAGACUGCUCUCCAGUAAUUCCUCUCCCAGUUUAUUACUGUCCCCAAAAUUAUUCCAACCUAGGAGCAGAAAAUAUGGUUUUUGUUCUUUUUAAAUUUCACCCUAUUAAUCAUUACCUAAUGUUCCAAUCUAUCCCUCGACAAGGUAUCCUAUGCCUCAAAAGAGUCAACAGCAGCUCCCAGCUUGGUAUCUUUAGCAAACCUGCUAAUAGUGUAUUCAGCUCCUGCAUCCAGAGAGUUACUAAAUAUAUUGAUGUAUUAUUGAUAAAUAUAUUGAACAGAACUGGCCCUAAAAUUGAACCCUGAGGAACACUACUGAUGGUCAGUUGCCAGACAGAUGUAGCCUCAUUCAGUACAACCCUUUAAGUCCUUCACCCAGCAGACCCUAAAAACACUCAUCCCACAGUUGGACAACCCAUCCAGAAGGAUACUGUGAGGCACAGUAUCAACAAAUACUUAGUAAAACCGAGAAAAACUACUUCUACCACCUUCCCUCCACACACAGGCAGACAGCUUUAUUGUAGGAAGCUAUCAAAUUAGUUGCACAGGAC